GUAAACUAAACAUUAACCGAGUUUGCUUUGGAAACAAGCCAAUGUCAUAUUAAUUCCUUUAUCGUUUUGACAUAACAAAUUAAUUUGAACACCAUGGAAGACUUUAUAGACACUGUAUCUCUACGCAUAAGCGCUCCUAGUGGUGUAUUACCAAAGAAAAGACCAGAAGGACCAAAGUUUCAACUCACGGAGGAUCAAAAAAAAGAUAUGAAAGAGGCGUUCGACAUCUUUGAUUGGGACGGAACAGGCCGUAUUGAUGUUAAAGAAGUUAAAGUGGCAAUUCGUGCUCUAGGUUUUGAGCCACCAAAAGAAGAAAUGAAGCGGAUGAUUGCCGAGGUAGACACGGAGGAUUCCGGAAAAUUGUCCUACGAAAAUUUCAUCACGUUGAUCGCCGGCAAAAUGUGCGCACCAGAUUCGAAAGAAGAAUUGCUGAAGGCAUUCCGCCUCUUUGAUGCUGAGCAGAACGGAUAUAUAACGACCGAAACUUUGCUGAGAGUCUCAGAAGAGCUGGGAGAAUAUGUAACGGAAGAGGAAAUUGUCGAGAUGAUAGAUGAAGCUGACGUUGACGAAGACGGCAGAGUUACCGAGGAAGAGUUUGUAAAAUUCAUGCGUAAAAUCACCUUUGCCUCAGUUUUAAUCAACUGAAUAAGUUUAAAUGUUGCAUUGACUUUAUAAAUUAUACUACGUUUUUUUUAAGGUAUGAUCCACAUGUAAUCGUUAUUGUUUAUAUGUGUUAAUUAAUAAAUAAGUUGUAAAUUCAAUAA
This is a messenger RNA of Dalotia coriaria, 764 nucleotides long. RefSeq lists its product as uncharacterized. The coding region runs from base 94 to 645 and encodes 183 amino acids. Gene Ontology annotation, cellular component: centriole; centrosome. The transcript has a single exon. Gene Ontology annotation, molecular function: calcium ion binding. NCBI's taxonomy places the organism in Eukaryota, Metazoa, Arthropoda, Insecta, Coleoptera, Staphylinidae. Gene Ontology annotation, biological process: mitotic cell cycle; centriole replication. The record is from RefSeq and is a predicted model, not a curated record.